Messenger RNA from Closterium sp. Naga37s-1, 3164 nucleotides. NCBI's taxonomy places the organism in Eukaryota, Viridiplantae, Streptophyta, Zygnematophyceae, Desmidiales, Closteriaceae. The record is from the annotation of a GenBank genome assembly.
UGCCCGCGCUCCAAUCAAUCGCCGCCACGUGGCACUCUGUUACCACUGCCACGUGGCAGGAUGGCUGGGACUGCUCGAAGUGGAGUGGCGUGUCGUGCGAUAAGGAGGGGUUUGUUACAACCGUGGACCUCAGCAACGGGAAUCUGGAAGGGUCGCUUCCGUCCGCGCUCUUCACGCUCACGUCGCUUCAACAACUAAAGCUCAACGAUAACUCGUUAGAGGGCUCCCUGCUCAAUGCUAUAGGGAACCUGACCCAACUAACCCUGCUGUCUCUGGGCAGAAAUGAGCUGUCAGGACCCAUUCCCGCCCCGCUCUCCAACCUCCAAGCCCUCAAGUACCUCCUUCUGAGUGACAACGAGCUGUCGGAGACAAUCCCAGCUGGGCUGGGGAGCAUCACAACUCUUGAGGCGCUGGACUUGAGCAUGAAUCGCCUUUCGGGCGACCUGCCGCCAUCACUUUUCAACCUGCCCACUCUUGUCUACUUGGACAUAUCCAAUAACGAGUUCGCUGGUCCCCUCCCUUCGGGUUUGGCUUCCCCCUCCCUCGCCUCUCACCCUCUCGCCACUUUCAACGUCGAAAAAAACUUCUUCACAGGGUCUGCCCGUGCCGAAAUCUCGGCUGGAAAGCUUUCCUUCUGCCCGGAGGACCAGCAGGGAGGGUUCGCAGCAGCGAAUCUGCUCCCUUAUAGCCCGUCUCAGUACGGUUCAGUGCGAGGAAACUGCCUCAACCCGAGAGGAGGGGGGGGGUGCGAGGGGGACGGGAGGCAGCGGAAGCAGGGGGGGUGUUUGGCGUUUUGUGGGGUAGGUAGUGUCCAAGGAGUGUGUGGAGGGCACGGGAGGUGCUUUCUCAAGGGGCCCUCAAGAGUGCCCGUGUGUGAGUGUGAGGAGGGGUAUUAUGAGGAUACGGUGGAGUCAAAAGGGGGUGGUUACCCUACUUGUUCGGCGACCAAGCCUGAGAAUCCGCCUCCUCCCUUUCCACCAGACAUACCAUUGGAUGGAGACGACCCACAGAAGCAGCGCCACCGGCCGGGGUUGAGGGACCGGGACUUCAAGGCCGUGCCGGCAACCACCCCCUCGCGCUUUAACCGCUUCUUCCGCCACGUCAGCCUGGGGUUCAACGGCACUGCUGCCCAACCCUCUUGGGCAUGCAGAGAGGCGGUAGACUGGCGCGGGCUGGUGCUAGUACGAGGGAGGAAUGUGACGGUGGUUCCUCCGGUGAAAGACCAAGGCUUGUGCGCUGCCUGCUGGGCUCUGGUGCCGGUAGCAGCAAUAGAGGCAGCCUAUGCAAUAGCAUACGGCGCCAACCAUCCCAACCUGUCCAGUCAACAGGUGCUGAGCUGUCAGGGCACGUGGCAGUGCACAGGUGGCAUCCCGGCGGACGCGUUCCAGUUUGUGGCUGCUGUGGGAGGGGUAUCGCCGGAGAAAGCAGUGCCGUAUUCGGGAGUGGUGAACGCGAGUGACUGCAAGCUUCUCCCAGCAAGUUCGAAGCCUGCAGCUGCUGCCAAGCGCAACUCACGUGAGUCCAAACCACAACCUGCAGCUGUCAAGCCUACCACCAAACCUCCCACCAAGGCUCUAUCCGCACCUCCCACCGGGCCAGCUUCCGGGCCAUGGAAGCUGCAGAGUAAGAAGGCUGCAGCGCAAGCCAUCAAGGUUGCAACAUCAGCUUCCAAGCCUGCUGCCGGACCUCCUGCCAGGCCUGCCAAAUCACGAACGAGGGGAGUGCGGUCACCUUUCAAACCUGUUGCUGCUGGCAGAGGCCGGCAGGCUAUGGUUCGGGCGGCAGCUGCGCGUGCGGUGCCCACAUCAGCAUCCAUGUCAGCAUCCACGUCAGCAGGCCGAACGCCAGCAGCCUCAACUCCAAUUACGAAGAAUGAAGACGACGACGACAAGCACACGCACUUCUCCCCCUCCCUCUCCUCCCUCUUCUCCCAACUCUUCCACCGGCUCCGAAGACCAACCCAGCCGCCCAAGCUGCCCCCCACCACCUCGGUUCCCCCGUCCUCCUCCCCUCCUCCCCCUGCCUUUCCACCUCAACCGCCUGGCAUCCACCCCCUCUCUGGCCGCUUCUCCAUCUCCAUGUUCGAACAGGUGUCGAUCCCCGGUUGGCUGGGAAUGGUGCUGGCGCUGCAGGCGCAGCCAAUCAUUGCCAACGUGGAGGCGGAUCAACUCUCCUUUAUCAACUACCAGGGGGGCUUCGUUUACGCGGAUCCAGAUUGCUUCGCGAAUGGAGUGGUGAAUCACAUAGUGCUGCUGGUGGGGUACAGCACGGUGGGAGUGACGCCCUACUUUAUCCUCCAAAACACCUGGGGAUCCACCUGGGGCGAGGGCGGCUUCAUGCAGAUGGCCAUCGAAGCAGGCAACGGCAUCUGCGGCAUCAACACCACUCCUGCCUUAUACCCAGUGGUAGCAGGCUCGCACCCGUGUCAACCCAUCAACCCGUGUGGCAGCGGCAAGUGCAGCAACCGCGCGGGGAAGAGCAAGUGCACGUGUGCGCCUGGGUUCACCACUGCCAAGAAUAUUGAUGGGUCCGAGACAUGCAUUCCGGUCCACGUGUGCGCCAUGUCAGCAGCCAACCCAUGCCAGGUGGGCACGUGUCUCGAUGACGGGGCGGGCGGCUACAAUUGUCUGUGUCCACCAGGGUUUGUGGCCGAUGAGCGACCCGAUGAAACCCCAGUCUGCGUGCCAGGUGUCACUCCCUCAGAGGUCCACGUGGUGCCAGGACUGACAUGUGACACUGUGCGGUCGACAUUUGGCAUGUCAGAGGCCAAUUUCACUCUGCUCAAUCCGAAGCUCAACUGCUCCAGCCUUGCAAUUGGAGACGAUAUUUAUGUCAGCGAUGGCACCCUGUGCGCCACUCCCUAUACUGUCACCGCUGAUGACACGUGUGAGAGCAUUGCAGCAGCAUUCAGCAUGACUCGCUCGGAAUUCCUCAAGCUGAACGACGACCUGCCGUGUGGACGGCUAAAGGCGGGGCAACAGGUGUGCGUGGCGCAUGGCACUCCAGAUAUGCCAGCGUGCCAGGAGUUUGUGACUGUAGCGGAGGGCGACAGCUGCGACACUAUAAUGAGGGCUGCACGCCCCCCUCUGAGCGCACAGGAGUUCUACACAUUGAACCCAGGGAUCAACUGCAACGUGGGCGAACAGAUGCUGCUAGGCCAACAG